AAGCAUUUACCCCAAUAUGGUAAUUCUCGACCGUGAAAGAAGACGACGAAAAAUACAACCUAAGAAGAUGAAAAAGAAAAAACAAACAAGACGCUGAGACAGAGAGAGCCAUACCCAAAAGCUCAGGAUAAAAUUUUGAAACCCGACGUAUUUUAGAACUGUCAUCAAGCGAAGGAAAAAACGAAGGAAAAUGCGAUAACAGGAACAAUACACAUGGCUCCUUCGUCCUCAACUUCACCUUCCUCUUCUUCCUCCAAAUCUCCUCCUCCUCCCCACUACCAAUCCCCGCAGUUCACCCCUAUUCAAGAAUGCGAAAGAGAAGAGCAUGACGAAGAUGAAAAGCACCACCCAACGCCGCUCCACCAGGAUCAGAGAAGCGCCGGAAAACCCAAUGGCAGGAAGAUUUCGGAGUCCGAUUCCGGCGGUGCGUCGGCCGGAGAGGACGGUUCGGUCUCGUGCAACAAGUGCCGGCCGCACGCGCGGGAGAAGAUCUCGGUUGUUCCAGUCGACAACAAUGGCGUCAACAAGCACUCUAACUCGUCGAUUGCGAGUCCCAACGGAAUAUUCAAGUCGAUAUUUUCGUCGCUAACUCGGAAGAGUCCGAGGUCGUCGGCGGAUGCGUUGACGACGGCGAGAGAGGAGCAGUGGAAGAUUGCGGUGGCGGAGCUCUCGCACAAGCUGAUUCAGGCGACGAGAAAGAGAGACGAGGCUGUUCUCGAAGCUUCGAGGCUCAAGCACACCAUGGCUGAGCUUGAGAAGAAGCUCAACAAGCUGGAAAUCUAUUGCCAUAACUUGAAAUCCGGCCUCGAAGAAUGCAGUUUUCGGAAAGUCAACCAUCACGGCGCUAACGACAAAGUCGUUGAGCAUUUUCUGGUGUCGGUAUCGGAGGCUCGGUCGUCGGUCCGGCUUCUAAGCCGGUCGCUCGCUAUGCAACUCCGGCAAAUGGGAGGAAAAGUAUACGAAAGAAUUUCUGCUCUUCUCCAACCUUAUGAUAUCAAAGUUUCGCACUCAAAGAACCCAAGAAGCUUGCUUUUACACCUUGAAGCUAUUCUGAACAAAGCUUUCUAUGAAGACUUUGAAUCAGUUGGGUUUCAAAAGAACGCCGCGAAUCAAAUCCUGAACCCCAUUGAUCGGUGCGAGGCGAACUUUGAAUCCUUCAACUUGCUCCAGAGUUUGACAUGGGAGGAGGUCUUGAGCAAGGGAACAAGGCAUUUCAGCGAAGAGUUCAGUAGGUUUUGCGACAGGAAAAUGAGUGAAAUUGUGGCGAUGUUGGGGUGGAACAGGGCGUGGCCAGAGCCGCUCUUGCAGGCUUUCUUUGGUGCGUCGAAGAGUGUGUGGCUGGUGCACCUUUUGGCCACGUCAGUGCACCCGAGCUUGCCUAUACUUCGGGUGGACAAAGGGGUGGGAUUCGAUGGGGUUUACAUGGAGGACAUGGCUGGAGAUAAUGUGAAGAAGUUGGUUCCUUCGGUGGUUCGGAUCAUGGCUGCACCUGGGUUCUAUGUGUAUGGUAGCGUGGUCAAGUGCAAGGUGCUAUGCAGGUACUACAACAACAACAACAAUGAUAACAAUCUGUAAUGUUGAAGGCAAGGGUUUUAAUCCUAUAAUCAGGUUAGGAAUUGAAGGGUUUAAUUAUGUGUUUAAAAUUGAAAACAUUUUGAUCUGUUUAUAAUACUUUUGUAGUUUUGCUUCUAA
Messenger RNA from Corylus avellana, 1692 nucleotides. RefSeq names its product cyclin-dependent kinase-like protein. The record is from RefSeq and is a predicted model, not a curated record. Lineage: Eukaryota; Viridiplantae; Streptophyta; Magnoliopsida; Fagales; Betulaceae.